AUGGGAUUAUCUCCCUUCCAUACAUUAGCACCUGAGUUGUUCGCCUCCCCCCCGUCCACUCACCCCGCCGCCAAAGACGGAUUCAUGCAGACCAUGCCGCCUCGAGCGUCUUUGACUAGUUCUUUCUCUGUCACCGACGCCAAUAAUGAAGUCGUCUGCCCCUUGAAGAAUAAUGACGGCUCCAAUUGUCGGAAAAGAUGCCUCGGAGAGAAACGCUAUCGCUCCAUGCAGGAGCAUAUCCGUCGGGCGCAUCCGAACAACUACAUUCCGAAGCUCCCGGCCACCGAAGAGAGCUUUAUCUUGAUGGUCACCACCCCUCCGGAACAGCGAGCUCAGAUAUCUCCGCCAAAUCAAACUCAAUCUCGCCGUCGCAAUGCCGAUCGAGAUAUAUACGUCGCUGACGCCAGCUCACCCGCAACCCCACGGGGAAUCGACGAAGCUCAUCCUGCUGCCGCAACUGCUGCUGUCGCAUUAGCCCAAUUGCACCAUAAUCGAUUAGCCUCGGACUGGGACACGGAUAUGGAAACCCACUCUGAUAACGAUAUCGGACGGGAACGCAUGCGGUCUUCCAUUGAGCUACCCUCCCUUCGCGACCAUUUCAAACAGGAAUCAUUGCCACCUUUUUCUCCACGCCCGCGAGAGCUUCUGCCAUCGAUUCUCAACCACUCGCCUCCUGGUCGCUCAUCAACCCUUCCUCCCAUCCAGAGAAGGGACAAAUUGCCCCGCCCUCGCAAGUCCUCCAUAUCAGCGGCACGGAAACCUAAACAUGAGCGGGUCAAGUCAAAGGAAUAUGGCCGGCGCCCUAGCCUGGGCGAUCGUAAAGCGCUGUCCGCUGAACCGCAGACGGCAGCGUGGGCCCAAGGCAAGCGCUGGGAGGAUCUGAUUGAAGCGGCUACGUCGGCCACGGAGGCAGAUGAUGACCGACAGUCGGAGGUGAGUUCGCUAUCAGAUACCGAGGAACGACGGGUUCACCCGUUGUCUCUUCGCGAACAGCUUUUAACUGUUCCGUCCCAGGUCGGUCGGUCACCGACCCUCGCACCUCUGAUUUCGAACAUCACCUCUGCCCCUUCUGCUCCGGGGAAUCGGUCAUCACUCCCUCCUGCUUUCCAGUCGGCGGGCGGAUUACCCCCACCCAAUUCUCACCGCCCAUUUCCACCGCAUUCUUUUGGUGCGUCCCCUUUGCAUAAGUCCUUGACUCCCCCACCGUAUGAAACAGCCCGCAGCCGCGACAGUGAUCUGGAGCCUUUCCCGUCCAUUGAGUCUUCCUUGGACUCGGCAUCGACUGCAUCAGGGAAGAAUUUUGCAUUCUCGGGCCAUCUUGGGCCGUUGGCAAAACCCGAUUCCAGUCCUGGUUUGAAUCUCUUCCCUCGCCAGCAUCAUCGCUUCUCCAACCCAACUCCAGCAUCAUUUCGGCAAAAGGAGGUCCAAGUCUACUGCGCUAGCUGUCAUCGGCCCUGGGCGUUGAGCGAUUGCUAUGCCUGCACAGAAUGCAUUUGUGGGGUAUGCCGUGAGUGUGUAGGGAUGUAUAUCAGCAGUCCCACUGCGUCCUUUAGGAAUGUGACCUCGAGCCCAGGUAGCGCCAUGUCACACGGUCCGACGAGCUAUCCUCCCCGGGGUUGUCCGCGGUGUCGUUCCAUGGGAAGCAAGUGGAAGGCGUUCCAACUUGAAUUUAAGUGA
Molecule: messenger RNA, 1677 nt
Organism: Aspergillus nomiae NRRL 13137
Lineage: Eukaryota; Fungi; Ascomycota; Eurotiomycetes; Eurotiales; Aspergillaceae
Gene: rfeD
Product: putative transcription factor RfeD
Exons: 4
Coding region: 1-1677 (558 amino acids)
Source: RefSeq, a predicted model, not a curated record